UCGUGCUGCAACAAGGGCAGGCGGUUCAGUUUGAAAGCAUCAUCUGCAGCACAGAGGAGGUGGCGUUUAUCUUUCACGAUCAAGGUUUGCAUAACAGCGGGAAAAUUGUCGUUAUACGGAAAGACAACAGAAAAUAAAAUGUUCACUAAUGAGGAGAACGAUGCGGGUGGGAUAUAAUGCGCUCUUCGCCAGGUCUGUUUAAUCUGUACGAGCUCAUUUUGUGUUGAUUUUCCGAGCCAUAGAGAAUGGAUGUUUUCGCGGAAAACCAGCAGGAAUCGGGGGAUGUUUCUGUGAUCGUUGUCGAGAACGAAGCUGAGAGCAUGCAAGAGGAGAAGUCAGGUGCACCCGUCCAGGCUUACCUGGACACAUGCCCCGUAUGCCAUCUUAACUUUCACACACGAGAGCCGAAACUUCUGCCAUGUCUGCAUUCUUUUUGCAAAAAGUGUUUGCCCUCACCAUCAAGAAAUUUGGCCACGACAGAGCCGCCAAAUCAGGAGGGUGACAGCGCAAACAAACCACUAAAUGUGCUCUGCUGUCCGGUGUGCAGGCAGGAGUGUAUGGCAGUAGAUGUAAUGGAUAAUGUCUUUGUGAAGGACUCAGCUGAGGCUCCCAGCAGCACAGUGGAAAAGACAGUUCAGCGCUGCAUGACCUGUGACGACAACACUGAAGCUGCCGGGUUUUGUGUUGACUGUGUUGAGUACCUGUGUGCCACAUGUGUGGAUGCCCACCAAAGAGUCAAAUUCACCAAAGACCACAUGAUAAAACAGAGGACCAACGACUCUCAAGAUGUCCAUGGUGUGUCCACUAAGAAGCCAAUGUUCUGUGAAAUCCACAAACAGGAGCCAGUGAAACUUUUCUGUGAGACCUGUGACUUACUUACCUGCCGUGACUGCCAGCUCAUCAAACACAAAGACCACAGCUACCAGUUCCUUGACGAUGCUUACAAAAACCACAAGCAGCACAUGGAAACUAUGACCCAACAGCUGCAUGAGAAAAAGAAACAUAUUGAAGAGGUGUCAAAUUCCAUAAAUACUGGACUUCUUCUGGUUGACAAGAACCGCACAACUGUUCACAAUGAAAUAAAGACGGCUAUCAGCAGUUUGAUUAUUGAGAUAAAUAAGAAGGGCAAGAUGCUAGUUAAUCAGCUUGAGGCUGUAACAAAGGACCAUGAGAGAGUCUUGCGAAAACAGCAGGAAGACAUUGGCUAUCUAUCCAGACACUUGGAUCAUGUCAUCAGCUUCACCAAAUGGGCCACAGCCAGGAAUGGGGGCAUGGCCCUUUUAUAUUGUAAACGUCUGAUUCUGUUUCAGAUUGAAAACCUCCUGCAGGCAAAAUGUAGCGUCAUAUUUGUACCACGAAGCACUGUGCACUUCCAGAGUCAAGCUUCGUACUGGGCUUCAAAUGUUGAUCUGGGCUCCUUAGUGGUAGAGAGUGUACCAGGCCACCAGUUUGUUGGUUGUCAGGGUAUCCCUCACCAGUCCACUCGCCUUGGACAUGGCCCCUCAAGAUCAACCCACAGUUUUUCCCUGGGAGCCUCCCAUAGCACUCUGGCUCAGCUACAGAUGCAGGUAGACAAGCUGAACCCACAGGCCGACUGGCAGCCCCAGCUGCUGCCUCCAUCUUGGACAUGGUACCAGUGCGUCCGACUACAGCCAACGGUGCCAGGGCUGCUGCGAGGAGUCUCUACCUCUCACAGCACGCCUCCCCAGCCUGGACGUGGGUCUAUGUUGCCUCCAUCCAGCCAUAUUCUUCUGAGGGGGACAGGAAGCAUCCCCAGCUGCCAAACUAAAUCUUUGGAUGUAUUUUCCUCUAUAUCUGUGGACAUGCAUGAAACACCACUCUCCAUCAGUGGUGGUGUUAGUUUACCUCAGUCAGAGCAGACAACUAGGCCCGCAUAUGUGAACAAGAUAAGAAAUUCAGCUGAGCCAGUCCACAUGGGGAAACCAAACUAUCCUAUUUGCCUUCAAUCUCCUCUGCCAAUCAGAAAUGUGCAAGGACAACAGACUUCACCAGGGUAUGCUGUUGUAUCCCAGGAAGAAAAACCAGGCACUGCCUCUUGGAAGCCUCCAAAAACACAUAAUCCGAGUGAAAUGGAAGGCUCUGCUGUCAAGAAGAGACGAAGGUCAUCUCCAGGGCCUGUCAUUGUCAUUAAAGAAGAGAUAGAUGAUGACAGUAGCUAUGCAUAUGCCAGUCAAAGAGCUAGCCUCCCUGACAGCACAGACGACCAACCAAUCAGUUCUCAAAGUGAAGGGAACAAGGUCUCGAGUCCUUUUCAAAGCACAGAUGACAAACCUCACAGGCCUUCUCGGUUGGACCAGUGUAAAACCAGAGCUCUGGAUCGUAUCCCUCUAGACCUAAAACAGCAGCCCGUUGAUCAAACACAAGCUGGGUUGGAAGAAGCUUCAUGUGCUGUGUGUCAGACUGGUGGAGAGUUGUUGUGCUGCCACAAGUGCUCGAAAGUUUUUCAUCUUACGUGCCAUGUUCCAACGCUCCUCAAAUCUCCCAGUGGGAAAUGGUUUUGCUCAUUUUGCCGUGACCUGCUAAUGUCUGAGAUGGAGUACUACAAACCUGAAACCCAGACAGAAAAGAAGGAGACAGAUUUUGAAGGAGGGUUAACCCUGAUGGAAAGACGAAAGUGUGAGAGGCUGCUGCUGCACUUGUUUUGCAGUGAGCUGAGUUCAGACUUUCAAGAACCCGUAUCCCCAUUGGGACCAAUGAAUCUUUCCUUUGUGAAACAACGUCUGGAGGCUGAGCAGAGACGGUGCUAUCAAAGCCCUGCAGAGUUUGUCUCAGACAUCAGGCUCAUCUUUGGUAAAUGUGCCGACUCCACUAAGGCCGACAUUGAAACUUCCACAACAUGGUGGAAACUUAGAGAACUUUUUGAAGAGCACCUGAAGCUCAUCUUCCCUGACCAGUCUUUUCCAGAAAUCAAACUGGAGGCUCUAACUGUUGCUAAUUAUGACUCUCAGCUCUCUCCUCUUGACAGUAUGUCCCAACUUGUGAAGCACCAACGCACGUGUUCACAUCCACAGGAGAAGAGGGUGUUGCACAACAGUUCAAACCUUCCAAACAUUUAGGUGGCUAAUGCUCCCGCCAGCACCAUAUGAACUAAAGAAAAUAGAAGUUAAAGCAUUUAUAAUAAGUGGCUACAUUGAAAUCACCAAAAAUGUAAUUGAAUGAUUAAACUGUGUUGCAGCUGAAAGAGCAAUAAAACUAGACACCGUGUUAUUUUUUCUGGACUAAAUGGCAUGAAAUCAGUUCAUGGAGUUUCUAGAUUUACACAUUAAAGUUAUUCAUUCAACAGUACGUGUAAAAUUAUUAUCACUUUCUUCACGAGACAGCUGGAGAAAUUCACUUUCUUCUUCAAAUUGGUUCUACAUUUGUUUAGAGCAGCCCUCAAUCUGGCCAUGUUAGCAACUCUGCAGACUGACACAGAUGUGGCAAGACAAGCUUGUUGAGCUUCAAAGGAACUGAACUACAACUCCCCCAACACACGCACACACACAACAAGAUUAACACCGCUUGAAUGUGACCUCGCAGCCACUGCAAUUUCCUCCUUCUAUUAGCUGGAGGUCACUUCAUGCUGCUGUUUCUUGUUAAGAAUAAAACUUUAUUGAGAGGGGGAGGAAAAGUAGGCUGUUUCUGGUAGGUGGAAGGCAUGAGAGGUUGUCCUCACAUGUUAAUAGUGUGAGAGAUGGUUAGGCAGGCCUCAAGCCUGGCAAGCUCACCACAACAGAUAAAUGGUGAAAAUUAUAAGUGGAGUCCCGCAAAAAAAAAUAAAA
Molecule: messenger RNA, 3782 nt
Organism: Melanotaenia boesemani (Boeseman's rainbowfish)
Lineage: Eukaryota; Metazoa; Chordata; Actinopteri; Atheriniformes; Melanotaeniidae
Product: E3 ubiquitin-protein ligase TRIM33-like
Exons: 18
Coding region: 246-3077 (943 amino acids)
Molecular function (GO): zinc ion binding; protein binding
Source: RefSeq, a predicted model, not a curated record